This is a messenger RNA of Zootermopsis nevadensis, 3811 nucleotides long. RefSeq names its product RCC1 and BTB domain-containing protein 1. NCBI's taxonomy places the organism in Eukaryota, Metazoa, Arthropoda, Insecta, Blattodea, Termopsidae. Gene Ontology annotation, molecular function: protein binding. The record is from RefSeq and is a predicted model, not a curated record.
UUGUUACAUGCUUUCACCGUAAGGUAGCAAAACAAAUCAGUAACUGAUACAGAUAAUAGCUUGUGUCAUAUGUAAUUUGUCUUUCAUUGUGUGUUGAAUGAAUUUAUUGGGUGAAGUUGACUACGAGAGGAAUGUAUACCGCAGGUCCCGUUUACUCACAGUGCGAUAAUUGAUUAUAAUAGCCACAGCUGUUGCAUAAACAUGGAUUUGAUGAAGUGGCCUAUCUUCAGCUUACUGGAAUCAGAUUUUGUUUCACAAAUAAGAAUGGCUUGUGUUUUUGGUAAUCUAGGCAAUGAAGCAAUUAUGGUGACUAAAAGUGAUGAAGUAUUUGCUGUUGGUUCAAAUUCUGCUGGCUGUUUAGGACUUGGUGAUUUACGAAGCACAUUAUUUCCAAAGAAAGUGGAAGCUUUGUGUAAUAAACUUGUAAAAGGCUUUGCAUAUGGAUGUGGCCCACAUGUAAUAGCCUUCACAGACAAUGGAACAGUAUAUUCUUGGGGCCACAAUGGUUAUAGUGAACUUGGAAUUGGUUCAUCAAAUCAGUGUUUAUCUCCAACUCUUAUUCUUCCAAAUGUUUUUGGUAAAAUGACUGUAGUGACAGAAGUGGCAUGUGGAACUCACCAUUCACUGGCUUUGACAAGAGAUGGAGAGGUUUAUGCAUGGGGACAGAAUAAUUGUGGACAAGUAGGUUCAGGAAUGAGCACCAAUCAGAGUGCUCCAAGGAAAGUGAAUUCUUUUAUUGGAGAAAAGAGGACCAUAUCUAUAGCUUGUGGCCAGACAUCAUCGAUGGCUGUAUUAGAAAGUGGAGAAGUGUAUGGUUGGGGGUACAAUGGGAAUGGGCAGCUUGGUGUAGGAAACAAUAUGAACCAGCUGAAUCCUGGCCGAGUACUUAACCUACAGGGUGUUAUUAUAAAAAGAGUUGUUUGUGGCUAUGCCCAUGCAAUGGCCCUUUCUGAUGUUGGUGGUCUCUAUGUGUGGGGAGCAAACAGUUAUGGACAGCUUGGAACUGGAAACAAAUCUAAUGUCAGUGCACCUGUACGUGUAGUGCCAGAAAUAGGAAGGAUUGUAGAUAUAGCAGCUACACAUUAUAAUCAUACAUCAGCAGCUAUGACACAGAAUUCAAAAGUGUUUAUGUGGGGGCAGUGCAGAGGUCAGAGCAUUAUAAGUCCAACAGAAACUCCAUUCACAUCUUUACAUGAUGUUUUUGCAUGUUUUUCAACACCAAGUGUAUCAUGGAAACCUAUGGAAGUAGAUUUGGAUGCUGGUGAAAAAAUUACAGACAGCUUGAAACUUGCUUUUGAUGAUUCAAGCAGUAGUGAUUUGACAAUUACAGUUAGUGGGAAACCAAUACAUGUACACAAAGCUGUUCUAAAAAUAAGGUGUCAGUACUUCCGAUCCAUGUUCCAAGAUCAUUGGGAGGAAGACAACAAAAGUGUUCUUGAAAUGGAUCAUCACUCAUAUCUGGUAUAUCACGCAUUUCUGCAGUAUUUGUAUACAGAUGAAGUAAAUCUCCCACCAGAGAAUGCUCUUGAAUUGCUUGAACUUGCCAAUGCUUACUGUGAGUUGCAAUUGAAAAAACGAUGCGAACAGAUAAUAAAACAAGGGAUAACAGUAGAAAAUGCUGCAUUGUUAUACUCUACUGCUAUCGUGUAUGAAUGUAAGGAAUUGGAAGAGUUUUGUUUCAAGUUUUGUCUGAAUCACAUGACAGCGAUAAUACAAACUGAAGGUUUCAACUCACUUGAAGAGCAGACAGUGAAGAAUUUUAUUCGGAAAGCAGCCACUUCUGGAGUUUUCAGAUCCUAGGAUAAACGUUAAAUAUGUGUGAUUGAAUUUUAGAUGCAAAAAGGGAAAAUUAAGAAAAUUACACAGUAAUGACUGUGUAAAUCCGAUAAAGUGGUCAAGACUGAAUGAAAGCAUAGUUUUAAUUGUCCAUAUGUUUAGAAAUGAAUCGAGUGAGAUGCUGGAGACAGUUGUGUAUGUAAGUAUUGGUUGUAAGAGUUAAGAACACACAUUUUUUAAAUUUCAGUAGAUUUAUGAUUCAUGUUCUUGGAUAUCGGCAGCCAGUUAUUUCUGAACACAUUUCAAUAACAGAAAGGUGUAGGGUUACGUGUUGGUCUUGAGCAAGAGAAUAAAUUACUUUUAAUUGCUCGUCUUUUCAGGUUUGCUUUUCGCAUGUAUUUAUAAGUUUGUGACUAUUUAAAUUCUUGUUGAAAUGAAGCAAAGAGCAAUGUAAGCCUUGAGAAAUCCUGAAAUGAUUCAGUUUAUUAGGUAAGCAGUAAAGAAAGCAUUGAUUUUUCAUAUUUUUCACGCUGUUGCUGUUAUAAUGAACAGUUACUGAUAAAUCAGAAGAAAUCUCAAAUUUUCGUAACUUUAGAUUAACCUGGCAUUGCCUGACAAGCUCCAGAAAGAUUGUUAUAUUUGUUAUUGAAGAAGUAGAAGUUUUUAUUUGCAUUUCCUUUACAGGACUUUUGUGUAUAUUAGAAUAUGAUUAUAUUUCCAGGUUAAAAUUUUAGUCAUGGAAUAAAUUUGUAAUGCUAUUUUGGAGUGUAGAAGUCUUAGUUUGUGAACCUGAAAAAAUUAAGUAAAUUUAAAUCGUGCAUUUUGUUCUAGUCUUAAAAUGCUUCUGGUUAAGAUAAUGAUGGACCAAAAAUCAACUAAUUAUAAACAAAAUUGGUUGUUACCAAAACAAUAUCAGGUUGAAAAUGUAUUACGUAAUGUUACGAAUUUAAUUUAACUUUUUUGCUGUAGUGGUGAAGUUCUUGUUGUGCUGCAUUUAUUUUUUUUCAAUGUAUCAUAAAAGUUUUCUGCUUGGAUUUUGAGUUUUUUUAAAUGGUCAGUUUGGUUGAUUUUUGGAUGUUCGACUUGGAUGUUAAUUAUGAAAAAUAUUUAGUGCUGAAAACAAAAUAAAUAUUUUAAGUUCGUUUCAUCCCAUUCGGUUUUCCACUUGUCCCAGUCUGUAUCUUUAUAUGUACAUUCCAGUUUUGGAAAUUUUAAUGUAACAAGAAUGUUUGUUGAUGUUAGAACCAAUGUUAAGGUGCGACUAAAUACUUGAAUUUGAUACUUUUACUUUAAAUUUCAAAAUAUAUGCUAGGAAAUUUUAUCUAAGGAAAAGUGCAAUACCAUCAUAAAUAAUUUUAUAAGAAAUGAGUGAUACGUUGAUGUUUGUAUUUUGUUAUUUGUUAUAUACACUUAAAGGCUACGUGAAAAAACAAAAAUUUAUAGAAACUACUCUGGAGACAGAACUUUGUUUGCUUAUUAGUUUUAGUUUGAUCAUCUGGAAAAUACAAAUGGUUCUGUAAGAUGGGAACUGUUAACAACUACUCGCCGCAGAAAUGUACCGUGUCCGAUGUUUUAGCAAUUUGAAGUUCAAUUUAUGAUUAAACUAAUUUUUUUAUUGCAGAAGUAAUUUAACGGUAUGUAAUAUAAUAUGUGGAUGAUCCUGUGAUGACCUUGAACUUUGGUUACUUUCAAUGGAACUACGAAGGCUGUCAAGAAUUAUUAUAAAGACUGACUUAUUUUUAUAUUAUGUCAAUAAAACUUUCAUGUACCUUUAGACAGUGGAAUAGUUACGUAUAUAGUCUGUGUAUUGUUUCGUUGAUGUGUAAGUAAGGUUUAAGGAACUUUGAAAAAACAAUAUUUGAAUUGUAUAUUUUAUUUGUAGAAUCUCUGCAUUGCACAGAAUAAUCAAAGGAAUGUAAGAUUUGAGGUUUUCACGGCAAUCAGUAUGAAGAUUUUUGUCUUCUGGGUUUUUGCGCUGUGUAGACUGGUCGAUGUUAACCAACGUUUCAGAGGUCAUACUGCCUCCGUCAUCAGG